This is a messenger RNA of Nematolebias whitei (Rio pearlfish), 2270 nucleotides long. It is a transcript of the gene myorg, whose product is annotated as myogenesis regulating glycosidase (putative). Gene Ontology annotation, molecular function: hydrolase activity, hydrolyzing O-glycosyl compounds. The record is from RefSeq and is a predicted model, not a curated record. Gene Ontology annotation, biological process: skeletal muscle fiber development; carbohydrate metabolic process. NCBI's taxonomy places the organism in Eukaryota, Metazoa, Chordata, Actinopteri, Cyprinodontiformes, Rivulidae. The transcript is spliced from 3 exons. The coding region runs from base 198 to 2252 and encodes 684 amino acids.
AUGAGAGGCGCAUUCGGAUUCUCCUCCAAGAUUUGUCUUUCUCUGCGGAUUGUACGGAACAGACUUUUCACCAGUAAGGACAAAGGACGCCGCUGCUGAUGACGACGGGACCAGAGUCCAACAAGAGAGUCCCUGCUAAACAUUUGGAUGAUCUGUGAGGCGCAAGUCUGGAAUUAGCCCACUGAAUAGUGUAAGCCAUGUACCAAGUGGUGCCAGGAGGAGCUGGGGGCACAAUUACAGAUGUUAUUCCCAAGCAGAAACACACCAAGGACUCUCGACCCUUAGUUGGAGCCGGUGUAAUCGGCCUGGUUCUGGUGAUCGCAGCUGUAACUGCCUGGUGUUACUACAUCGCCUCCCUACGCAAAGCUGAGCUGCUCAAGACUCAGUUGCUGGAUCUGAAUAAAGAUGGCUACAUUAUCCGCAACCAGGGAGGGUCGAUUGUUUUCAGGAUGGACUUCAGAUCUGGGACCCUUGAUUUAGACUCCUGCUCUAAAGAAGGAGAGAUUCUUCGAUGUGAUCGCACCACUGACAGAAAACUAAAAUUUUUCAUCGAGACAGUUCGACCCAAGGACACAGUGCAGUGCUACCGAGUGCGUUGGGAGGAACUGGUUUCUGACAUUCCUGUUGAGCAUGCCAUGACUUAUAAGUUUGCACAUUGGUAUGGAGGUGCUGUAUCAGCAAUUCAGCAUUGGCCUAUUUCUUUAUCUGGCCAACAGGCUCCCAAACCGUUUGUUACAAGCGACAUCUACUCAAACCGGAAUGAAUUUGGUGGAAUCUUGGAGAGUUACUGGCUCUCAUCCAACGCCACCGCCAUCAAGAUCAAUAAUUCUGUGCCUUUCCACCUUGGCUGGAAUGACACUGAGAAGACCAUGUACUUCCAGGCUCGAUACAAUGAUAGUCCCUUCAAACCAAACCCAGGGGAGGCACCAUGUGCUGAACUUAGCUACAGAGUCUGCGUAGGCUCGGAUGUGACAUCUAUACACAAGUACAUGGUCCGCAGAUACUUUAACAAACCUUACAAAGUACCUGCCAAAGUCAUGUUUGAGCAUCCUAUUUGGUCAACUUGGGCCUUAUACAAACAUAAUAUUGACCAAGAAAAACUUUUGUCAUUUGCUGCCAAUAUUCGUAAACACAACUUUAACUGUAGCCACCUGGAACUAGAUGACCGCUACACAAAGCGCUAUGGAGAUUUUGAGUUUGACCCAGUUAAGUUCCCUAAUGCUUCGGCCAUGUUUCAAAAACUCAAAUCUGAUGGAUUUCUGGUGUCUCUGUGGAUUCAUCCUUUUGUUAACUAUGAGUCAGACAACUUCCAUACCUGUGUGGAGAGGGGUUUGUUUGUCCGGGAGCCUACAGGCCAGCUACCGGCUUUAGUGCGUUGGUGGAAUGGCAUUGGUGGCAUUUUGGACUUUACAAAUCCAGAAGCCCGUGAUUGGUUUGCCUCCCAUCUACGUUCACUGCGUUCAAAGUAUGGGGUGUCCUCAUUUAAAUUUGAUGCAGGGGAGACCAACUACUUACCAUGGAAGUUUAGCACCAAGAACCCAAUUCGUGACCCAAGUUUUUUCACAAGACGUUACACAGAAAUGGCUAUCCACUACAAUGACCGAGCCGAGCUGCGCAGUGGAUACCAGUCCCAGAAUAUAUCUUGCUUCUUUAGACCUGUUGAUAGAGAUUCUGUGUGGGGCUAUGAGAUGGGUCUUAAAUCACUUAUUCCCACAGUGCUCACCAUCAGCAUCCUUGGUUAUCAGUUCAUUCUACCAGACAUGAUUGGCGGGAACGCUUAUCAGAACCACACAGAGGGAGGUCGGAUAUUACCCGAUCGAGAACUUUACAUUCGCUGGUUGGAGCUCUCAGCCUUCAUGCCUGCCAUGCAGUUUUCUAUUCCGCCAUGGGAAUACGACAACGAGGUGGUUGAAAUUGCUCGGAAAUACACAGCCAUUCAUGAAAGCAUUGUGGCACCACGUGUUCUUGAGCUGGCAGGCGAAGUUCUGGACACUGGGGACCCUAUCAUACGCCCCUUAUGGUGGAUCGCUACAGGUGAUGAGACAGCUUAUAAAAUUGACUCACAGUUCCUGAUUGGGGAUGACCUCAUGGUAGCUCCAGUUUUAGAGCCUGGAAAGCAGGAGCGUGACAUCUACCUCCCAGCUGGUAACUGGAGAAGCUACAAGGGGGAGAGAUUUGAAAUCAAAGAGCCCCUUCACCUCACAGACUAUUCUGUUGACUUAGAUGAAAUUGCCUACUUUGUCUGGGCAUAGAAAGAGUUUAAGUUUUGG